CCGUCCAGCGACCCUGCGCCCGGGAGCGCUGGCUCCGCUGGUCGAGAAAUGGACCGGUUUUGACAAGAUGUAGUGCUUCAGUGUGCCUGAUGGGAAUAUGUUCAGUCAUGGCAUCUGAACUGUGUAAGACGAUCUCUGUGGCAAGGCUGGAAAAGCACAAGAAUUUGUUCUUAAAUUAUAGGAAUCUGCAGCAUUUCCCAUUGGAGUUACUAAAAGAUGAGGGACUACAGUACUUGGAGAGACUCUACAUGAAAAGGAACUCCCUUACAACCUUGCCAGAAAACCUUGCUCAGAAGCUUCCAAACCUUGUGGAACUAUAUCUUCACUCAAAUAACAUAGUUGUGGUUCCGGAAGCCAUUGGGUCCCUUGUAAAACUACAGUGUUUGGAUCUUAGUGACAAUGCCUUAGAAAUUGUUUGCCCAGAAAUUGGUCGUCUGAGAGCUUUACGUCAUCUUCGAUUAGCUAAUAACCAACUGCAAUUCCUACCUCCAG
Lipotes vexillifer (Yangtze River dolphin) is the source of this 492-nucleotide messenger RNA. Its product is annotated as leucine-rich repeat-containing protein 28. The annotation marks the transcript as partial. The transcript is spliced from 5 exons. The record is from RefSeq and is a predicted model, not a curated record. NCBI's taxonomy places the organism in Eukaryota, Metazoa, Chordata, Mammalia, Artiodactyla, Lipotidae. Gene Ontology annotation, cellular component: cytoplasm. Gene Ontology annotation, molecular function: protein binding.